This is a messenger RNA of Liolophura sinensis, 5365 nucleotides long. RefSeq lists its product as uncharacterized. NCBI's taxonomy places the organism in Eukaryota, Metazoa, Mollusca, Polyplacophora, Chitonida, Chitonidae. The transcript has 2 exons. Bases 174 to 3860 code for a protein of 1228 amino acids. The record is from RefSeq and is a predicted model, not a curated record.
CUGUGAAGGUUUUUUUCGGGGGAGGAGGAUUGGUGAUGUGCAGCUCAUGAAAAACAACAAAGAAACUACAAAAAGCUUGCUCAGAGGGAUGUACGAUCGUUGGAGCGUCCAAGUGAUGAGACUUGGGCAUCUAAGAAUCAUUGACAGUGGACAGGUAUUAUCCAGUCAGCUCCAUGUACCCACAUCAGAUGAGGGGCUCCCAGGGAAGCCGGGCUAUCUUGCCACAAACCAGGCCUUGGAAUCCUUUGAAUGAACGGACACCUACUGGCAGCAAUCCAACCAUCGGUACAAACACUGCGAUGGCUUAUAACCCUAAGGCGUACCCACCCGGCUACCCAUGCAGUAUGUACCCAUCCAGCAACAUACCACAGAAGAAUCCUUGUUCUGCACCUAUUUCAAACUGUGCUGUUAUGCCUUCGGGCCCAAAUUCUCAUGAUAUAGCAUCACCAAUGUAUCCUUACUCAUCCAACAGUAUGAGCCAACUUGAUAUCCCGUGUCCACCGAACCGCACGUGCCCACCAAACAGUUCAUUCCCACUCAACAGCCAGUACCCAGUCAGUUCUCAGAGUUUAUUAACUAGCCAGCACACUCAGGGGCUAACAUACACCAAUGCACAGUGUGCUGCUGGCACAGCAUGCUCAGUGCCAGCAUAUUCAAGGGGAAGUCAGUGUUUUCAAAGCAAGCCUUCCUGCAUGAAAAUGCCACGAGUAUCAAGUACCAUGCCUGUAACUGGCUGGGAUCCUUAUCAACAAAAGGGCACAUGUUCACCCUCCUAUCAAAUGCCAAAACGAUCUGCCCAGGAUACUCCUGGACUAGAAAUCCCGCCUGCUAAAAAAGUCUGCCAUGACAAAAAUGGUCAGCCUUAUUCUGUUCAGUUGAAUGGCAUCCAGGAAGGUAUGCGUAUACAGGGUCAGUGUUACCUGACUGUCACCAGUACGCCAGAAUCCCAGUGUGACAUGUCAGCGAGAAAUCAACUGUCGUCAGCUCAAAAGUACAAUACUGCGAACAAGCUCGUGCCACCACAGUUUGUCCAAGGUCACCUGGCAAUGUCUGUAACACCAGUGCUGCUUAGUCCUCAGCGAGAAGCUGGCAUUCAAGAAUGGCCCAAAGGCAGUGAUGAAAAGACGUAUCACCGAUUGGUGUUCUCGGCAGUAAGUUUGGCAUUGAAGUAUCUGCCGAAAUUAAUACCAGCAAUAAGGAACUUGCGCUUGAAACACAAUGUGGUAUGCCUUUCUCCACCUGUAAUCAAGCAUUUGUUGUCCAUAGUCAAACCUGUAGAGGAGAUUAAACUCUUAAAGGUAUAUUUCCAAAACAAACUGGCAUUGUGCAGGAUUGUUAAUGGUGGGAAAGAUUGCCCGAUCUGCCAACGUUAUACAAGGUCUGACCAAUAUCUACGCAUACGUAACAAGAGUGAGAGCCCAACAAAUAUGUCAUCCAAACCUGUGUUCCCGGUACCAUCAGAAAGUCCCAGUGUCCAUCGAGUGACUUCAGGUAGGUCACAUUUGUCAGCUCUAGAAACCACUGUGUCUACCGUUGGUAAACCUGAUCAUGUUACUGGCUACAAACCAAAUAUGCCGUGCAGCACGUAUGCUGCACCUCCCCAAGCGAGUGCUGAUACUAAUGCCAUAGCUUACGCAAAAUCUGAAGACAGGGGACAUUCAGAUAGCCCAGAUAUCUCCAGUACUUUUCUGUCCGAGUCAGAAUUUAGGGAUCAACCAUUUGAUUCGUCGAAAAAAGUCACCGUUGAUCCGUGCAGGGAUGACAGUCAGAAUUCUGAAUGGGGAUAUCCACAGAAGUGCUCUCAGAACUUACCCAUAGCAAAUCUUAACUCCUUUGAGAGCUCUGUUGCAGGUACCCAAAGUUUCGUCCCCCCAGUGAAUGAUUCGCAGAGCUCACUAGUAACAAGUGUGAACCCACUGCAGAAUUCCGUACUCAGUACCCCAAAUUUCAUUUCCCCUAUGAAUCAUUUUCAGCGCUCACCAGCAACAAACCUGAGCCUACCUCAGAACUCAGUACCCAGUACCCAAAGAUUCAUUCCCCCAGUGAAUCGUUUGCAGCCCUCACCAGCAAUAGAUUUGAGCCCACCACAUAACUCGGUACCCAGUACCCAAAGAUUCAUUCCCCCAGUGAAUCGUUUGCAGCCCUCACCAGCAAUAGAUUUGAGCCCACCACAUAACUCGGUACCCUGUACCCAAAGGUUCAUUCCCCCAAAGAAUCAUCUGCAGCACUCAUCAGCAACAGAUUUGAGCCCACCACAUAACUCGGUACCCAGUACCCAAAGGUUCAUUCUCCCAAAGAAUCAUCUGCAGCACUCACCAGCAACAGAUUUGAGCCCAGCACAUAACUCGGUACCCAGUAUUCAAAGAUUCAUUCCCCCAAAGAAUCAUUUGCAGCACUCUCCAGCAACAGAUUUGAGCCCACCACAGAACUCAGUACCCAAUACCCAAAGAUUCAUUCCCCCAAAGAAUCAUUUGCAGCACUCUCCAGCAACAGAUUUGAGCCCACCACAGAACUCAGUACCCAAUACCCAAAGAUUCAUUCCCCCAAUGAAUCAUUUGCAGCACUCGCCAGCAACAGAUUUGAGCCUACCGCAGAACUCAGUGCCCUGUAUGCAGAGUAUCAGAUCAGCUGUAAACCAUGUACAGAGGCCACCAGUUUCAAAUGUUAUACCACAAGACAGCUUUGCACCAAAUACCGAAAGGUUUCUGUCCCCUCAGAGCCAAUUCCCGAGUCUUCGGUGUGCUUUAAACUGUAGUGCACCGAGUGUACCAAGCACUCGGCCAGCUCCAAGGAUGUCUUCAGUUACUAAUGUUACAACGAAGAAAGGUAUAUCCUCUGCGGCAAAACCUAUGCGUCACUCUGGGGAAGCCAUAAACCCUGAACAAGAGAUAAAGUACUCUCAGGCAAACGUAGGAACUGCUUUUCGCAAGACGUCGGAUAAGGCAUUCAGACAACAGGCAGCUUCGUUAAUGAAACUGCCGGAAACCAUAGGUGACCAGAAGCCAGUGUUGCAUGAAUCAGGGACGUUUUCGUGCUUUGCGUUGAAACCGUCUGAUCGAAACAAAACUCCUCCACGAGAACAGGUUUCUGAGCCUUUGCCCAAAGAGUUGUCGCCCGGAAUGCUUCUCCCACACCGUAUCCAAGCUGAGUGCAUUGUCAUAGAUGAAAGCGAUGACGAUGAACCGGUUGGGGCAGUAGAAAAUCUAGGAGUGAAGGAAAACCCCACACUUCCUAGAACUAGAACAAUAACAGUCGACAAUUCAGAAGCAGGAAAGGAUGACUCUAGUCGUCAAGCGGAGACAGGUUCCGAUGCUUGCACAGAUAACACCAGUGGCCAGCCAGUAUCAGCAGGUUCCCAAACUUGCACUGGUAAAACCUCUGGUAAAGUGUUGUCGACAGAUACCCAGCCAUGCGCGGAUAACACUGCUGGUCAGGUGGUAUCACAAGAUUCUUCUCAGAGGAUGUCAGCAUUUUCCGGGGAAAGUGCAGAUAACACAUCUGGUGAAGUGGUAACAAGGAGUUCCAAGGCAAGUACAGAAAACGCUGCCUCUGGGGAGAAAGACUUGGCAGCUCAGUUUUGCCAAAAUAGUUGUUUGUCCCCUGUUAAUCAAGAUAGUGCAAUUGCGAACAGUGAAAAUACGGCUGACAACAGUGAUAACUGUCUGCAGACUGUGGAAGGAAGUGGCACUGUUCCACUUAGUGAAGCCCUGAAGCAGCUCGAUAAUACAUCGAUUGAUUCACUGUUAGCUGAAGGUGAAGCCGCUUUUGCUACUUUUGUUUUCAACGAAGGUACUGGCGAUUUAGAAAUAACUACCGCCGAAUUCGGCGAUGUGGAAUGGAAAGAGUUGAUGCGAGGGUGAAGGGUCUUCCUGAUGUGCACAAAAUGUAAGCAGGGACAACAUUGUUGGACGGGAUUACAAAUGGUUAGCACUUUGUUGACAAUGAAGUUUUAAUAAUGAGAACUGGGAAUGUCUUGUCAAACGUAUCAAACGUAUGUAAUUUUUUACAUGUAGGGAACCUUGAAGUAAUUAUGAGCCUUAUGGAUGAGUUGGUGAUACCAAGCAUUUGCCAGAAAGAUUUUUUAACACGAAUUCACUUAAUACCUCAAAAAGUCUAUGUGACGGUACCAAUGUUGGUAUUAGAAGGUGAAUACUUUCUUAGUAAUAGUAACAACCUCCAUUAAGAACCAAUAAUCGAACAACUAAUGUUGAUUAAUGCUCAAGUCGUGUAUUUCAGCGUCUUUGGAACAAAACCGCACUAACAUAUAUUUACCAUGCCCAAGAAAGAAUCACGAGCAACAUAAGGACGGUAUGGUCUUCAGAAUAAGUGCUUCCACAGUGGAAUUUGCAAAAUAUUGUCUAAACUACCGUGAAUAACAGACAGAUUCUGUUAAUUGUCGAUCAGUGUUAUAUUCUGAUCUGUUUUUUUUAAUUGUCUUGAUUUGUACCGUUGUUCAUGACAAUUCAUGAAAUAACAUUUCUGUGUUAUUGUGUUAUAGUACGUGGAGGAAAUGGCAAAGUUUCUAAUCAUUUUUUGUUACACUGUUUCAGAACACUUUCUUAUUGUGCAUGAUGAGUAAAGCAUGUAUUGACAUUAUUACUGAAAUAUGAGUUGUUUUUUUGUCCAAAAAAAAAAUGUUUUUUCACUGAUAUAGUAAAUAUCCGAAAUUCCCCUGAGGCACGAUAGAGUAUUCAGCUAAUUACGGUCUACACCUCUAAAUUUGAUGCCAUAUUUUUUGUUGGAUUUUUUGUUGCCCAAAACGAAACGACCUGAAUCUUGGGAUCAAGUCUUGCAGACUCAGGAGCCCUUGCUGUGGUUACCCGCACAAGAGUAAAUUUCAAGGACUUUUUGUGUAUUGAUCAAGUAAUCAACUUGUUGACAACAAAUGUCUAAAGCAGAUGUCUUAAUUCCAGUGUCACGUUUAGUAAACCUCCUGUAUAGACACAUAUCGGCCUUUAGAUCUGUAGUAACGCUGUUCACUGUGGGGAUAUGAGAAUUUUUACCUCCCCAUGUUACAAAGCGCCCCAUGAUCACGUGGUAUUCGGGGCCUUGGUAGCUGCAAUCGGUUGACAGCCCUCGUAGGAGCGUGUCUGUGAUCUGACAUGGAAGCCAUCGAGCACGACAUACUCGUUCUGCGGGUAACUGUUGACAUUUAACCAUAAUUGAUGUAAAUCCUUGGCAUAUAAUUAUAUAUUUCCGUAGUGUGCUUGCAUGAAUGCACAAGACUAUCAGAUCGUUUACGCUUGCCCAGUGUCAUGAGAUCAAGAUAGAUGGGACAAAAUCCUAUUCGUUAUCGACCCAUUUAACUUCUUACAAAAGUAUAAUUUGGAGCCAGUUUGUUCUUUAUUUUCAAAUUAAUUAAAUU